GUGCAUAAUCGAGCGGCCGUCGUCAGUCGUACGCGGCGCGACAGCCGCGUCGCACGCCGUCAUCAAUCACGCGAGGCGAUCACUGGCGAUUGACGGGCGCGGGGUAUCGGCCGCGAUCGGGGCAUCGAUCGUGAUUAGAGCUGACGUGGCCGGGACGGCGACCGUCGGCGGGAUGAGCGCGGAGUUGGGUGCGCCGGCCCUGGUGCAGGCGCUGCGGGCGCACACCGGGGAGGUGUCGUGUUGCGCGGCUCACGGCGCGCGGCUGGCCACGGGCGGCGGCUCGGCGCUGCGGCUGUGGCAGUGGCGCGCGGGCGCGGGCUGGGCGCUAGCGGGCGAAGCGCGCGCCGCGCACCGCUUCGGCGUGACGUGCGCGCGCUGGGCGCCGAGCGGCGCGCUGCUGGCGUCGUGCGGCGUGGACGGCGCGCUGCGCGUGUGGUGCGGGCGGCGGCUGGCGGCGCGGCGGCUGCUGGUGGCGGGCGGCGCGGCGGCGGCGCGCGCGCUGUGCUGGGCGGGCGGGCUGCUGCUGGCGGGGCACGACGACGGCAGCGUGCGCGUGUGGGCGGUGGGGCCGGCGCGUCUGCUGGCGCGCCUGCAGCCGCUGGAGGGCGCGGUGCACGCGCUGUGCGCACCAGCGCGUCACGCGCUGCUGCUCGUCGCCUGCACCGAGGGCGUGCUCAGGGUCUUCGAUCUCGAUGAAGUUUGCCGCGGUGGUACCGAGCAAGGCGCGGGCCCGGCGCCGCUGCUGGCCGAGUGCGGCGCGCACGACCUGGGCGCGCUCAGCGCGGCGCACAGCGAGGACGGCGCCAUCGCCGCAACCGGCGGCCACGACGCCGCCGUGCGGCUGUGGUGGGUGCAGGGCCGAGGCCGAGAACGGCGCGUGGUGGCCGGCGCGCGUCUAGAAGGGCACACCGCGGCGGUGACGGCGCUGGCGUUCGCGCGCGGCGUCCUGGCGUCCGCCUCGCUGGACCGCACGGCGCGCCUAUGGGCGCCCGCCGUGCCCGCCUGUCUGCACGUUCUCCAUGCGCACCCGCGCUACCUCACCUGCCUCGCACUCGCGCACGACCUCUCCUACCUCGUCACCGGCUCUAACGACAAGUCGAUCCGCAUGUGGGGGCUGCGCGGGCUGUCGCUGGAGGAGGAGCUGGUGCUGCCGUGCGACGGGCUCGCGCACUUCGCGCUGGGCGACUUGCAGGGCAUCAGUCAGUUGGACGACGACGAGCUGGUGGAGCUGGACGGAGUGCAGGAGAAGGAGGGGGAGGGUGAGGAGGGCGGCGAGCGCGCGGGGGGCGCGCGGCUGUCGUGGCGAGGGCGCGUGCACGCCGGCGCCGUUAACUGCGUCGUCGCGCAAGGAGAUCUGCUCGCCACAGCUUCUAGUGACGGUCUGGUGAAAGUAUUGCGCUGCGCCAGCGGCGCGCUGGAGGAGCUGCACGUGCUGGACGCGCACCAGUACCCGGCGCAGACCGCCGCUUGGGGGCAGGGCGUGUUGUUGAGCGGCGGGCUGGACGGACAGGCCGUGCUCUGGGACACACAGGCAGGAUGCCGGCUGCGCACGCUGUCGCUCGGCGCGAGCGUGGGCGGCGGCGACGCGGGCGGCGGCGGCGUGCGCGGCGCCGCCGUGUCGCCGCACCGCCCGCCGCUCCUGCUGCUGGCCACGGACGAUGGCCUCGCGCCCGUGUGGGGCCUCGACGACGGCCCGAAGCCUAUACAUGUAUACCUGGUGGGGGAGGCGGCGGGCGCGGCGUGGUGCGUGAGCUGGGCGCCGGGCGGCGCGGCGGCGGCGCUGGGCGGCGCGGGCGGCGAGCUGCGCGUGCUGGCGCCGCCGCCGCCGUACGACCAGCCGCGGCAGCUCGCGCUAGUGCCCGACGCGCACGACCUAGGUGUAACGAGUUGCGAGUUUGCUCCGUCUGCGUCGGCGGUGGGGCUCGACGCGGAGGUGGCGGGCGUGCUGAGGCUCGUGCUGGCCACCGCGGGAGGCGACUCGCUUAUUAAACUCUGGAUCGUUGAUCUCGAUGUGGAAACGGAAGGCGGUUCAGCGCGCCUCCAGCUGGCGCGCCUAGUGGGCGCGCACGGCAGCGCGGCGGCGCGCGCCUGCUGGGGCGGCGGGUCGUUGCUCGCCAGCGCCGGCGCGGACGACUGGGCGCGGGUGUGGGCGCCGGACGGCGCGGGCCUGGCCGCCGUGCCCGCGGCGACGGCGGGCGCCGUCGACACCGCGCUGUCGGCGGCGUUGGUCAGGGAGGACGAUGAGUUGUACAUCGCGUUUGGCACGUUGCAGGCAAAUAUUAGUUGUUUAUAUUUAUGGCUGCAGGGGCAAGUGGCGCUGUGGAGGCUGCCGGCGGGGCUGGAAGGUGCGGGAGACGAGAGCGAAGAGGAGGCGCUCGACGCGCGCUGGUGGGGCGCCGCCGGAGUGCGGCAUUGGCUUCAGGAGCACGUCACUAGAGUUCCUGGGCACCUGUGGGACAGUGAAGCGGAGACGGCGUUGUUGGCGGCGGCGCGCGGCGCAGAGCUCACCGGCGCGCGGCUCCUCGAUGACCUGCUACCAGACUUGAUGCGAGCGCUCGACUACGAUUCAGCGGACUCCGACUUGGACGAGGAUGAAGACUUGGCGCUGGAGUCGGAAGCGGAAGACGAACCCCCGCGCGCCAGGCUUCGUCGCGAACUGCGGUGGUUGAGGCGAGGGCCGCCUGAUCCUGCUGCGGAGGAGUCGGCGCCGCACGCGCUGCUGUGCCCGCUGUCGCACCGCCUGCUGCGGGCGCCGGCGCGCGCGGCCGACGGGCUCACCUACGAGCGCGGAGCCGCGCACGAAUGGUUCCUGGCUGCGGAGGGAGCGGUAUCGAGCGUGUCGGGUCGGCGUCUCGGCAGCGCGCGUUUACUGCCGAACUACGGCGUCCGGCGCACGCUACGUCGGCAUCUCCGCACCGCGCGGGCUAAACCCGACCCCGACCCGGCGCCGGAAAACGUGGAUACGGCAGACUUGCUGGGGCUCGGAGAGUGAUCCUUACCGAAUAUGUCCAGGCCUAGUUAUAUGUAGGUACUUACAUAAUCUUUGAUCUCUCAAUGUCGCGUGGCUGUUCUCAAUGACGCGCUACUAAUGCAACGAUUCCGAAUUUCUCUUCUACUUCAAACGCGUUGUGAUAUAUUUCUGAUUAUUUACUAAUCAAGGUACCUAAUAGUAGAGAUAAAUUAUAUUUAAACGGCGCUCCUCUGCUCAAUACAACUACAGUGGUAUCACAAUCGAAAUGUGGUAAAUUAGAAGAAAACUUGGUAAUUAAAUAACUAGGAAAUUAAGUAACAGCAGAGCUUGAAACUGAUAGCCAAUAAUUGUGUUACCUAUAAGUGGAAACUGUUCUGGCUGUUGUGUCAACUCAAUUUGUUAAACUAUAUGUGUGAUUAUAUGCUGUUUGUUUCCCUUUGCAAUAAAAAUAAAAUAAAAAAAUAAAAUAAGGAUGACUCACGCUAGCACAGUCCGGAUCCGGGCCGAGGCUUUCGACACUUGGUCUUCUAUGACGG
Messenger RNA from Cydia strobilella, 3507 nucleotides. RefSeq lists its product as uncharacterized. Lineage: Eukaryota; Metazoa; Arthropoda; Insecta; Lepidoptera; Tortricidae. The record is from RefSeq and is a predicted model, not a curated record. Gene Ontology annotation, molecular function: protein binding. The coding region runs from base 173 to 2992 and encodes 939 amino acids. The transcript is spliced from 16 exons.